GCAUGUUGAGCUGUACAAAGAUCCAGCGCCGAGUUUCAGGAUCCGAGCGCGUAAAUGCUGAUUUUGAAACACCAGUUUGGAUUUUGACUGUCUUGAUCAAUUCAAUGCUCAGUGCUCAAGUGUUUGGUGUAGUUGAAAUGCAGGCCUGACACCUCCACAUUCGUUACUCCUCAGCAAAUUCGUUCUCCUCCCUUCCGGAUGGCCGGAGCAGGGAUGGAAAGCAUUGUGAUCCUCGAUGAUGACGAUGAAGAAGCAGCUUCCACGUCUGCAUCCUGUUCUCAAGCCACAGCGCAACACUUAAAAACACCAGUGAAGAGUCAGCCGGUGCCGGCUCCCACACACAUCACACAGUCUCCAUUCGCCAGCGCGAAGAAGGACACACACGUGCUGAAAGUGGAGAAUGAGAAACUGUUCAAUGAGUUUGUGGAGCACUGCUCAAAACACUCGCAAGAACAUCCAGAAGUCAUGACUUACCUGCAGACCAGAUACUCCAAGGCUUUGCCGACCUUUCUGACGUCUGUGGAGUUUCGUAACACUUUGGGCCGCUGCCUCACUCGAGCCCAGGCCAACGCUGGCAAAACCUUCGUCUACAUUAAUGAACUCUGCACUGUUCUGAAGCAGCACACGCCGCGGAAGAGAAGCUCCAUACAGUCGCUUUCUGUCAAGGCCAAACCUGAGGAGAAGAGCAAUGGGGUUAAUGUUAAAGAGGACACUCAGGGUGAACAAGACGGAGGAAAAGAUGUCAAACAGCAGGAAGAGGAGUCAAAGAAAACCAAAAGAGCUUCGAGAAGACAGAUUGCGUAUCUGGAAAACCUGUUGAAAGUGUAUAAUGAGGAGAUCCGCCGGCUUCAGGAGGGGGAUUUGAGUUUGGAUGACUUGGAGAAAGAAGAUUCCAGUUAUAUUCAAGAGCACAAACUUAAACGCAAGAUGAUGAAGAUCUAUGAGAAGCUGUGUGAGCUGAAAGGCUGUAACACUCUGACGGGUCGAGUGAUCGAGCAGAAGAUCCCAUACAGUGGAACGAGAUACCCAGAGAUCAACAAGAAGGUUGAGCGUUUCAUCAACAGUUCAGAAGCUCUUCUCAAUCCUCCAGACUACAGCGAUAUCCUGAAGAUUGUGCAGAGAGCCAACGAACGCUACAAUCUCCAGCUCUCCCGCAAACAGCAAGCACAGAUCUCCCAAGAAGCCUUCAGAGAGACGGGCAACAAACUACAGGAGAGACGACACCUUGACAUGGUCUACAACUUCGGCUCUCAUCUCACAGAUCCAUACAAACCAACAUUAGACCCUGCACUCAUGGACCCAGCACUGCAUCGUAAACUCCGCUCUAAUAGAGACGUGGCCAUCAGCAGCCUGGAGGAGGUCAUCAACAAAUACGCCAAUAAACAGGAGGAUAUGGAAGUGGAGGAAACCAAGAAAAGACAAGACAGAGAAAGACUGAAAAAAGAGGCUGUUAAUGGGCAACAGAGUGAAAGCAAAGAAAAAGAAAAGGAGGAGCAAGAAGAAAAAGAGAAGGAAGAUGAAGAAGAAGAGGAGGAAGACGAAGAAGAGGACGAUUCUUCAGAUCCUGACAUUGAAGACGAAAUCCAGGCCAGCGAACAACAAGCUGGUCCAGAAGAUGAUGAAGAAGAUGUGGAAGAGGAGCCUGCUAACAUCAGUGACAACGAUCAGCCAAUCAAUGAAAGCUCUCCUCUGUCAAUCAAAUCCUCUGUUCAGGACACAGAAGAGGAUGAGGAGCAGUCUCCGCUCAGCAGCACACAUGAAGGAUCUGCAGAAACAAAUACAAACACGAACGGACCUGCUAAACAGAGCCUCGAGUCCACAGAGAUCAAGCCGGAGAGCAUCAAGCCGGAGAGUAUCAAGCCAGAGAGCAUCAAGCCAGAGACCAUCAAGCCGGAGAGCAUCAAGCCAGAGAACACAGACUCUCUAGCUGAAGUCAAGACCGAACAGGUUUCCUCCAAUCACGUUGAAGCUGUGUCUGCAAGCACUGAGACUGUGUCCAUUGUAUCCGAGGAGUCGUCCACAGCCGUCACGAGAUCCGCCAACUGCAGUCCGCUGCUCCCAACCAGCCCUUUACUAAUCGACGAGACGGGCAACUACAGGAAGAGGAAACGCAGAUCCACAGAGAACCACACUUCUGCUCACAACGGGAACUGCACUGAGGACAGUGAUAUUCCUCUGGAUAUGGGAGUGAUCUGCUGCUCUGAACAGGAAGAUCUGACCUGUCUGAAGACACCACCGCGAAAAACAGCCAGGAACUCACAAGCCACACCACCACCCAAGAAAAAUAAGGUAAACGUAGCAACACAAUGCGAUCCGGAGGAAGUGAUCGUUCUGUCUGAUUCCGAGUGAAUCCUGCCGUCACAGGGUACUGAACUGGCAACCAGUCAGCUUCUUGCUCCAAUAGUGCCUGCUAAUGUGAACCGAGGACAAAAGGGUUUAUUUUAUUAUUUUAUUUUAGGAUUGGUUCAGUCCGCUUUUGAACCUCCACCAUUCAUGCCAGUUUACUUUUUAUACAUAAUGGCAUGCCGUUAUUGAUUGGGGCUUUCUAGAGGUAUUUUGGAAUACUGUAAAUGAGUCUUGCCUCUAAACGUUCUUACUUCACCUCAUAUUUAUGCUUUUAUUUUUGAGGGUUCGGACGCAAUCCUCAUUUCUACCAAGAGUCUUUAGAGGAAGCCAGAUUUCCCUGCUCAAUCAAUAAACGAUCUCAUUUUGUGUAGUGUUUGACUUGAUAACUUUGUACAGCGCACUGUGGAGUAUUAUUAUUUUUUAACAGCUACAGGAAUCGGUUUUCAUAAUUGAAGUCGUAAGCUACUUUGAGCUCCAACUCGCCACAUUUGAAGACUUGUUUUCACAGGACGCCAGAAAUAGUUCACCCAAAAAUAAAAAACAGACAUUAAAAUCUCCUCCUCUUGUUUUUCUUUGUUUUCAUGUGGAUUUUCAGGACUAUUUGAUUAGAAUAUUCCAGUAUGUGGCAUAUUAACGCGUGUUAUUUUUGGGUGAACUCUCCCUUUAACUGCUCUCAGGGGAUAAAGCACAAGAGUUGAGUGUCUUCCUGCGUUUCACAUUGACACUGAGACCAUUUCUGUCAACUGCUGAUCUGUUCAAUAGAUUAAUAUUGUCAUAUUAAAGAUGUUUUUUAUUUCACUGCUCAAGAAAUUUAAUUGAUAUUUAAAAUGGAGUAUAUCUAGAGAAUUGGAGUUAUAUUAAAGGGACUCUCCUCUUUUUUUUUUUUUUAAGAAAAUAGGCUAAUUUUAUAUGUCCCCUAUAGUUUAACCGUUGUUUUUUUAAUCAUUCUUUAAUCAAUUCUGCCGAUUUUUCUGGUCCGGCGGGAACAUUUUUAGCUUAGCUUAGCAUAAAUAAUUGAAUCAGAUUGGACCAUUAGCAUCUCGUACAUAAUUUACCGAAUAGUAUGAUAAUUUUCCUAUUUCGUGCUCGAUUGUUACAUUAUGUAAGCUACGUAAUAUCAUUUCACCUAGUGUAGCCUUGGUACAGUAGCAAGGAUACUUGAUUAUUACGCCCGAUUGAGAAAAUAGUUCUUAAAUAUUUGCCUAGAUAAUAGCAACUUUUCAUUUCACAUCAGUUCAUCAGUGAACUACACAAUGCAACUACAUAAGAGUCGAGCUGUAAAUAGGAAAAUGCCAGUCAUUUUUGAGUGAAAUGCUAAUGGUCUAAUCCGAUUUAAUUAUGCUAAGCUAAGCUAAAAUUUCUCCCUCUAGAAACCAAGUUCAGCUGAAUGGAUUUAAACAUGAUAAAAGGCGACUCUGUAACUCGGUGGGGAGUGUUAAAUGAGCCUAUUUACAAAAUAAUGUGUGUCCUUUAAAUCUGCUGUUGAAAGUUAAAGCUAGCAUUAUGUGAAAUUAUAAUUACUCUUAAUUCAUCCAGACUAUUUUGUUCAUAAAUUACCAAAGAGUUUGAUAGUUUUCCUAUUUAAAGUGUAUUAAGUUGUAGUUACAUUGUCUACAAUGCGUAAUUUGUGCAUGGCACGGCAGCAAAGUUCCUUGAUUAUUACACCAAAAUGAAAGUAUAGUUCCUAACCAUCUCAGCUUAGAAAAUAACUUUUCAUUUCCUGUCAGUCUCUCAGUGUAAAACACAGUGUAACUACACUUUAAUAUGCUUUUAACAGAAAGAUUUUCAAAUCUCUGUCAUCUUGAGCGGAAUGCUAAUGGUCUAAUCUAAUUUAAUGAUCUAUGCUAAGCUAAGCUAAAAGUGCUCCUGCCAUACUGAGAUUGGCUGAAUGGAUUAAAAAUGGUAAAUACUAAAUGUGUAACUCAGUGGGGAGUUUUAAAAUGAGCCUAUUUCCAAAAUAACGUGGGGUGUUCCUUUAAAUCUGCUGUUGAAAGUUAUUAUUAGUUAGUAUUAUGUGCGAAAUUACAAUUACUCUUUAAUCAAACUAUUUCUGGUGGUUCUAAACCGGUUUGGAUUUCUUCUCCACAACACAAAAUAUGAUCUGAAGCUAUUUUUUCUACAUUGUCUUUAUUGUACAUUUAUCUGUACAGCUUUGGAAACGCAUCAGAAUCUUCAAAUAAAGACAGAAUUUCUAUA
Danio rerio (zebrafish) is the source of this 4542-nucleotide messenger RNA. NCBI's taxonomy places the organism in Eukaryota, Metazoa, Chordata, Actinopteri, Cypriniformes, Danionidae. The record is from RefSeq and is a predicted model, not a curated record.